AUGGAUUUAUCCAUUAAAGGUCUGCAGAGCUCUUGUGUGAGUGUGAUCCAGACCACAGCCACACAGCGGACUCUGAAUAUGGCAGAAGAACACAGUGUGAAGCAGGAGACAAGAGAGCAGCUGCAACAGUCUGACUGCGUGAACCCAUGUGAGUCGUCACUGCUUGAACAAAAAAGAAUCCCAGAUAGAGCCCGGAUCAAAAAGGAGCCAGCGGAGCGGAGCAUCAAACCAGCGGGAGAUCAGCAAUCUGCAGCAGGCUCCUGUUCUGCAAGUUUGAAGACCAUACAGUCUGAGACUGAUGGAGACAACUCUGACUUUGAUGAUGACGAAUCCUGUAGAGAUGGAGAAAACCCUGACGCCACUGAGGACGAUGCAGGAACGGCUGAAGAAUCUGAUGGAAAGACACCCUGCCCUUUUUGCUCAAAGAGAUUUCCUAAGAAUUACUUAAAAAUGCACAUUACAAAGGGCUUUAGUAACUCCUCUGUCCUGAAAAUUCACAUGAGAACACACACAGGUGUCCACGUCACCUCUGCGAGUUCUGGUGUGAAGCUGGAAAUGCCAGAGAGUCCACAGAUGAAAGAGGAGCCAGAGGAAUAUGGCAUCAAACAGGAGGAAGAUGAGCAGCAAAUAGCUGUGGGUGUGAAGGUAGAAGAAUCCUGUCUGCUCCAGGAAAUCCCAGAAGGUCCUCAGACUAAAGAGGAGCCAGAGGAACAGAGGAUCAAACAGGAGGAGGAGCAGCUGUGA
Molecule: messenger RNA, 744 nt
Organism: Knipowitschia caucasica
Lineage: Eukaryota; Metazoa; Chordata; Actinopteri; Gobiiformes; Gobiidae
Source: the annotation of a GenBank genome assembly